This is a messenger RNA of Gekko japonicus, 3194 nucleotides long. RefSeq names its product guanine nucleotide binding protein (G protein), beta polypeptide 1 (gene GNB1). The record is from RefSeq and is a predicted model, not a curated record. The transcript has 11 exons. Gene Ontology annotation, cellular component: heterotrimeric G-protein complex; cytoplasm. Gene Ontology annotation, biological process: G protein-coupled receptor signaling pathway. Gene Ontology annotation, molecular function: signaling receptor complex adaptor activity; protein binding. Lineage: Eukaryota; Metazoa; Chordata; Lepidosauria; Squamata; Gekkonidae. Bases 106 to 1128 code for a protein of 340 amino acids.
AGCAGUUACAUGUUUGACUGUAGAAGUUGGCUUUCCACUGUACUGAGAGCAAAUAUUUUUGAGCAACUGAGGGGUGUCAGAGAAGUACACCUUUAGCACGGGAAGAUGAGUGAACUUGACCAGUUACGCCAGGAGGCGGAGCAACUGAAAAACCAAAUCAGAGAUGCUAGGAAAGCAUGUGCUGAUGCUACAUUGGCCCAGAUCACAGCCAACAUUGAUCCAGUGGGUCGUAUUCAGAUGCGCACUAGAAGAACACUGCGGGGACACUUGGCUAAAAUUUACGCAAUGCACUGGGGGACCGAUUCCAGGCUUCUCGUUAGUGCAUCACAGGAUGGCAAGCUUAUCAUUUGGGACAGCUACACCACAAACAAGGUCCAUGCCAUUCCUCUGCGCUCAUCCUGGGUCAUGACCUGUGCAUAUGCCCCAUCAGGAAACUACGUGGCCUGUGGUGGUCUCGACAACAUCUGCUCCAUCUACAACCUGAAAACACGUGAGGGCAAUGUACGUGUCAGCCGUGAACUGGCUGGCCAUACAGGCUACUUGUCAUGUUGCCGUUUUGUGGACGAUAAUCAGAUUGUCACCAGCUCCGGAGAUACCACUUGCGCCCUGUGGGACAUAGAAACUGGCCAACAAACCACCACAUUCACUGGUCACACCGGAGACGUCAUGAGCCUGUCCCUUGCUCCCGACUCCAAGUGUUUUGUUUCCGGUGCCUGCGAUGCCUCUGCAAAGCUGUGGGAUGUCCGAGAAGGGAUGUGCCGGCAGACCUUCACUGGCCAUGAGUCGGACAUCAAUGCCAUAUGUUUCUUCCCCAACGGCAACGCAUUUGCCACCGGCUCCGACGAUGCCACCUGCCGGCUCUUUGAUCUCCGUGCCGACCAGGAGCUUAUGGUUUAUUCCCAUGACAACAUCAUCUGUGGCAUCACCUCUGUAGCAUUCUCCAAGAGCGGGCGUCUCCUCCUAGCUGGCUACGAUGACUUCAACUGCAAUGUGUGGGACACGCUGAAAGCGGACAGAGCGGGUGUCCUAGCUGGCCACGACAACCGUGUCAGUUGCUUAGGCGUGACUGACGAUGGCAUGGCUGUGGCCACAGGAUCGUGGGACAGCUUCCUCAAGAUCUGGAACUAAAGUCUAAUAGCAGUGGACUCCACGCUGACUGGAAGACUUUUCCACCACAGUCAAAAAUUUAAAAUAACGUAUCCAAUCCAACUGUACUAACUUGGACCCCUCCCCCCUCCCCCCCUCCAUCCAACCCAGCCACCAAAGGGCAAGAUCUUUUCCCGCCUCCUAUUGCCGAAAUGAAGAGCACAAUUAUCUCCUAAAAGAAGAAUCUCUGUGGUUACAUACAAAUAGCGAAUGAAGUUUUAAAAAAAAUAUAUUGUGCAUUCUUUUGGGGACCACUUCUCUCGUCUAGCAAACUAAAGAAAACACACUUCUGUAAGCAUGUCCAGAAAAAAAACAGGAAAAAACAUGUGAAACAGACGACGUUUACGUUUCACUGUAGUUUAAAGAUUAUAAACCAUUGAUUUGGUUUUACUUUCUUUUUUUUCUAAGUUGGGGGUGGGGGGCGCCUUUGUUUUACUCUCACUUUCAGAUUUUGAAGUCGUGUUUGUAGCAGGAUCGAUAUUGACUCUCUGUCCAUAUUUCUUUUUAUUUUAUUUUUUAAACGCAAAUUGCUUUUACAGUCAAUACAAGGGAGUCCAAGCCCAGGUGCUUCUGGGGUUGUUUAUGCUGUAAAUUUAGUCCCUGGAUUCAUUUUUUUAAAAAACUUCUGUCUUAGUGUCACAGAUUGUUGCACAAUUACUGCAUAUAUAGGACAAAGUUAAGUAAGGUAACCAAGCACACGCUGUACAUGGUCUUGAAUGUUUAAAGAAAAAAUUCACCUUUUUAUGGGUUAACAAAAUGCAAACUAGUUUUUUUCUCCACCCCACCUCACUCAUGAUUAUUAUUCCUACUCCCUUUUUUGGGGGGGGCAUAGUUCGGAUUUAAUAAUGCGCCACUGGAGGGCCAACUGUGCCCUAACGCUACCCCGCAAUCUCAACAAAUAAGGUUCUGUGGGAUAGUGGGUUUGUAUUUAGCAAAGAGAAAACCUGUUCAGCGCUUGGCUAUUCCAUAAAUCCUUUGUGUAUGGAACAAUGUACAAAUUAAUGUUUGGGUUUUUUUAAAAAUAAUGAUCUUGAACUUUCUAAGUUAAAUGAGAACAAUGGAAAGAAAUCAUAUCCCCCCCCCCCAUAUUUGCCAUAUUGGGUUGGAUUACUCUUUAGAAUCGCAUGCUGUAGAAAUGCUGAUGUGCAAAUGAGACUAAUGUGUCCUUCAAUGUGUUUUUUUCUUUAAAAGAAUAACCUGGUUUUCUUUUUGUUUUUUCCCCCCUUAUUAAAAAAACAUAAGUUGUAACCAUCGCCAUAUUCUGCCUUUACCGUCGCUACUCUGUGCAUAAAAAAAAAAUUAUGAAGAAUUAAAAAUACCAACCUAUGCACGUCCUGGAGUAGCAUUGAUAAGUCACUAUUGUAAAAAAAGAUUUUUUUUUUUUAAUUACCUGUUCAGCUUUUGCUGUAGAUUUGAUUCCGGGGUGCAGAGGAGGGGGGGGGGGAUAACAGACGGUCCUCUAUAAAUUUAAAUUCUCAGUGGCCAGUUGGCUGUAACCAAGGAAGCCUUUUGAUCACCUUAAACCCCCCCCUUUUUUUUCUUUUUGGCUUCCUUAAUGAGCUGGCUUACCUGCCUUGGUUUUUGAAAAUGGGAAGGGGGGUGGGGUGGGAAACCUGACAGAAAACCCCUGAAUAGUAAAUUGUUCUGUCAAACUUUUCUCCUCUGUCUAUAUAUCAAAAUCUCCCUUCCCAUGCUGCAGCUGUGGGUUUUUUUUUCUCCACUCUGGUUCCCCUCCUCCUCCUCCUCCUCCUCCUCCCCCCUCUCUGCGACAUCUCUGUAUACAAUGUGCUGUAAUCGUGCGUUUUUAGGCCUGGAAUUGGCAUUUCGGGGGAAAAAUAAAGAAUGAUAUUAAAAAAAAAUCUCCUUUCCCCUCCCCUCCCCCCCAACAUGAAACUAUUACCCGUAGAGCUUUCUCCACCACCCUUGUAUCCUCCUUCACCUUUUGUAUUUAAUUUUAAAGUCAGUGUACUUCAAGAAAGCUGGAUGCAAGAUAGAUACUAUAUUAAAAUGUACUGUUAUUUAAGAUGUAAUAAAGCAGUUUGACAUGA